Messenger RNA from Anolis sagrei ordinatus, 2764 nucleotides. The record is from RefSeq and is a predicted model, not a curated record. Lineage: Eukaryota; Metazoa; Chordata; Lepidosauria; Squamata; Anolidae.
CGGGAGGAGGCUGGCAGCCAUGUAGUGGAUGGCUUUCACAAUCAAUAUAAUAAUAACAACCUUUCACUUCUUUCUUAACCAGGUAAAUGAGGAUUCUAUGCAGCUACCUCUUAGAUUCACUAAAGAACCAAUAAUAUAAGAAGAAAUCCUCUCAAGGUGAUGAUCUUGCAGAAUUCUUGACUUCACAGAUAAGAAAGGAAAAUACGAAGAGUCAAUUAUCCAAAUAACAAUUACACACCCAUAUCACUCUUGACAUGGAAGAGAAAGCAUUUAAAUGCCUGGAGUGUGGGACAAGUUUCACUUGGAGGGAUGAUCUGCAGCAGCAUGAAAGAACUUCUACUGGAGAGAAUCCCUACAAAUGCCUGGAGUGUGGAAAGAGCUUCCCUCUAAGUUCAGGUCUACAUUUGAAUCAAAAGACUCACACUGGGGAGGAAACAUACACAUGGUUGGAGUGUGGGAAGAACUUCACCCACAGUUCAAGUCUACGAUCGCAUCAAAAGACUCACACUGGGGAGAAACCCUAUAAAUGCCUGGAGUGUGGAAAGAGUUUCUCUCGGACUGAAAAUCUACGUUCACAUCAAAAGACUCACACUGGGGAGAAACCCUAUACAUGCCUGGAGUGUGGACAGAGCUUCGCUCGGAAUACAACUCUACAUAUACAUCAAAGAAUUCACACUGGGGAGAAACCCUAUACAUGCCUGGAGUGUGGAAAGAGUUUCUCUCGGAGUGAACAUCUARGUUCACAUCAAAGGACUCARACUGGGGAGAAACCCUUUAAAUGCCUGGAGUGUGGAAUGAGCUUCACUGAGAAGGGAAAUCUACGAUCACAUCAGAGGACUCACACUGGGGAGAAACCCUUUAGGUGCCUGGAAUGUGGAAAGAGUUUCUCUCGGAGUGAUCAUCUACGUUCACAUCAAAGGACUCACACUGGAAAGAAACCCUUUAAAUGCCUGGAGUGUGGAAUAAGCUUCACUGAGAAUGGAAAUCUACAAUCACAUCAGAGGACUCAUACUGGGGAGAAACCCUUUAAGUGCCUGGAGUGUGGAAAGAGCUUUACUCAGAGUGGAAUUCUACGUAGACAUCAAAGGACUCACACUGGGGAGAAACCCUUUAAAUGCCUGGAGUGUGGACAGAGCUUCACUGAGAAUGGAAAUCUACGUACACAUCAAAGAAUUCACACUGGGGAGAAACCCUAUACAUGUCUACAGUGUGGACAGAGCUUCACUCACAGUGGAAAUCUACGUACACAUCAAAGGACUCACACUGGACAGAAGCCCUAUAAAUGCCUGGAGUGUGGACAGAGCUUCACUGAGAAAGGAAGGCUAUGUACACAUCAAAGGACUCACACUGGGGAAGAGCCCUAUAAAUGCCUGGAGUGUGGAAAGAGCUUCACUGAGAAUGGAAGUCUACGUUCACAUCAAAGGAUUCACACAGGGGAGAGACCCUUUAAAUGCCUGGAGUGUGGACAGAGCUUCGCUCAGAAUUCAAGUCUACGUUCACAUCAAAGGAUUCACACUGGGGAGAAACCUUAUGAAUGCGUAGAGUGUAGACAGGUCUUCAGUCGGAGUUCACAUCUACGUAAACAUCAAAGGACUCACACUGGGGAGAAACCCUUUAAAUGCCUGGAGUGUGGACAAAGCUUCACUCAGAGUGUCCAUCUACAUUUGCAUCAAAGGAUUCACACUGGGGAGAAACCCUAUACAUGCCUGGAGUGUGGAAAGAGUUUUGCUUGGAGUAAAAACCUACGUUCGCAUCAAAAGACUCACACUGGGGAAAAACCAUAUAAAUGCUUAGAAUGUGGACAGAGUUUCACUCACAGUUCAACUCUACGUAGACAUCAAAGGAUUCACACUGGGGAGAAACCCUAUAAAUGCCUGGAGUGUGGAAAGAGUUUUGCUUGGAGUUCACUUCUACGUUCACAUCAAAAGACACACUGGGGAGAAACCCUAUACAUGCCUGGAGUGUGGACAGAACUUUGCCCUGAGUUGAGAUCUACACACACAUCCGAGGACUCACACUGGGGAGAAACCCUGUGCAUGCCUGGAGUGUGGACAGAGCUUCAGUGAGACUGGAAAUCUACAUAUAGACAUCAAAGGACUCACAUUGGGGAGAAACCUGAUAAAUGCCUAGAGAAUGGACAGAGCUUCACUCAGAAUGGAAGUAUACAUACACUUCAAAGGGUUCACGUUGGGAAGAAACCCUAUGCAUGCCUAGAGUGUGGACAGAGCUUCAGGCGUAGAUCAGGUCUAGGUUCACAUCAGUGAACUCACCCUGGGGAGAAACCCUACGGCAUGUGAAAAGAGCUUCUUGGGGAGUAAAGGUCAAGGUAUUCCCCUGACAUUAAGUUCAGUCGUGUCCGACUCUGAGACUCUGUGCUCAACUCCAUUCCUAAGCUGAAGAGCUGGCGUGUUCCAUAGACACCUCCAAGGUCAUGUGGCCAGCGUGACUGCAUGGAGUGCCAUUACCUUCCCGCCAGAAUGGUACCUAUUGGUCUACUCACAUUUGCAUGUUUGGCAGAACUACUAGGUUGGCAGAAGCUGGACUAGCAGCGGGAGCUUUCCUUGCUCCCCGGCUUCAAACCUGCGACCUUUCAGUCAGCAAGUUCAGCAGCUCAGCAGUUUAACCUGCUGCACCACCGGGGAGGGUAAACCAACCCCAUAUAAGACAUUCAAGAUAUGUAUAUAGUAUAAUAAUAUAUAGAUAUAUUCUUCAUAUAAUUUUUACUGUAUUGUAAUAGUAAUAAUGAUUAUAAUAUAACAACAAC